AUGUCCUCGCCCCUUCCAUACUCCAUGAUUUUCAUUGCCACAACCAGGAACAAGUCAUACAUCAACAUGAACGCCACAAGGAAGUCCAGUCUCAUUGAGAUCAAUGUUCUCGCACGCUCCGCCCGUGUCAAGAUGGUCCAAGAAUGCAGACGACCAGACAUGGAUCUGAGACACGUUGUCGGUCAUGCCAACUUCCUAGAUCACCUGAAGAAUGUCACACUACAAGCACAUCUCGAGAUCAUCCAAGAAAAGCCGACACCAAAGAAGCAACCAGAACCCGAAAUCGUCUAUGAAUCAGUGGAGUGCGAGGAGGACGACGACAUGGCCAUGGCUUUCGAGUCAACACCCUACUCAAGCUCACAAUCAGUCAUCACUGUCGAGGAACCCGACUCAGACGACUCAAAUAGCGACAACUCAGAUUCAGAUGAAGAGUUCUCGCCCCUCACGAGGUCUAAGCCUAUUGCCAUUCCUCAGUCAAAGGUCUCGGUCACAGCAGUUGAGGUGUGUUGA
Messenger RNA from Cyphellophora attinorum, 510 nucleotides. RefSeq lists its product as uncharacterized. NCBI's taxonomy places the organism in Eukaryota, Fungi, Ascomycota, Eurotiomycetes, Chaetothyriales, Cyphellophoraceae. The transcript has 2 exons. Bases 1 to 510 code for a protein of 169 amino acids. The record is from RefSeq and is a predicted model, not a curated record.